Durio zibethinus is the source of this 1712-nucleotide messenger RNA. RefSeq names its product ribonucleoside-diphosphate reductase small chain. Lineage: Eukaryota; Viridiplantae; Streptophyta; Magnoliopsida; Malvales; Malvaceae. Gene Ontology annotation, molecular function: oxidoreductase activity. Gene Ontology annotation, biological process: deoxyribonucleotide biosynthetic process. The record is from RefSeq and is a predicted model, not a curated record.
CCUUUUUCUCCAAAAUACCUGAGUUCCCCCGCAAGAUUCUUCAAAAAAUAUUUCAAAAUCCCUCGCUCUUCUUCGCCUAUAAAUUUCCACUCUUUCCUUCUCCAAUUUCUUCAUCAGAAAAGCCUUUCUUCAAGAGUCCUAAAAUCUGUCAAUUUCCCUAAUUACCCUUCCAAAAUGCCUUCAAUUCCAGAAGAGCCAUUGCUUGCCUCGAACCCAGACCGGUUCUGCAUGUUCCCUAUCCAAUACCCACAAAUAUGGGAAAUGUACAAGAAAGCUGAAGCCUCCUUUUGGACCGCCGAGGAAGUCGAUCUCUCUUCCGAUCUCCGCCACUGGGAAACUCUUACCGCAGACGAACGCCACUUCAUCACUCAUGUCCUAGCCUUUUUCGCCGCCUCCGAUGGCAUCGUCCUGGAAAAUCUAGCCGUUCGGUUCAUGAAAGAGGUCCAAAUUGCCGAGGCGCGUGCUUUCUAUGGCUUCCAAAUCGCCAUUGAAAAUAUCCACUCCGAGAUGUAUAGUCUCCUCCUCGAAACUUACAUCAAAGACUCCAACGAAAAAAACCGGCUGUUCCACGCCAUCGAAACUGUGCCGUGUGUGGCUAAAAAAGCCGAGUGGGCUUUGAGAUGGAUCGACGGCGGUGAAACUUUCGCCGAACGGUUAAUCGCGUUUGCUUGCGUCGAAGGCAUCUUCUUCUCUGGAAGCUUCUGCGCUAUAUUUUGGUUAAAAAAGCGAGGGUUGAUGCCGGGAUUAACAUUCUCAAACGAGUUAAUCUCACGAGAUGAAGGUCUCCACUGCGAUUUUGCUUGCUUGUUGUACUCUCUCCUCCGAUCAAAGCUUAGUGAAGAACGCGUGAGAGGGAUUGUAAGGGAUGCGGUGGAUAUAGAAAGGGAGUUUGUAUGCGACGCUCUGCCAUGCGCGUUGGUUGGGAUGAAUGGUGAGUUGAUGAGUCAGUACAUUGAGUUCGUUGCAGAUCGGUUGUUGGGAGCGUUAGGGUACGGCAAGAUGUACAACGUGGCAAACCCUUUUGAUUGGAUGGAAUUGAUUUCGUUGCAAGGGAAAACCAAUUUCUUCGAGAAAAGAGUUGGAGAGUACCAGAAAGCGGCGGUCAUGUCGAGUUUGAAUGGAAAUGGUGGGACUCAUGAGUUCAAGAUGGAUGAAGAUUUUUAAGCUUUUUUUCUGUUUUUGGUCAUCUAAUUUGUUUGGUUUUGUAUUUUAUUUUUUAUUUUUUAAUGUCUCCUGUUUGGUAAAUGAAUUAAAAAAAAAGUUAUAAAUCUGGUUAUUCCCUGAGGAUUAAUUCCGGAUUCAACCAGCAACAUUAUUAAGAAGAUUAGAUACUUCUCCUUCAUAUUCCAAACAAAAGAAAAAAAACCUAUUUUUGUUUCUCUGGGAUAGAGAGAAUAGCGAACCUCUGGAUUCCACCUAUUGCCGUCCUUCGUGACGGUGCUUAUGCCUGUUGGUUAUAAGGUGACUGUUUACCCACAAGUAGUACAGCCUGAGAAUCCCAACAACUAUAAAGCAAGCAAGAGGGAGUACUGCAGGCCACGCCGUGAGCGCAGAAAGGCAAGGAAGGUUGGAAUUCUUGCUCAACCAGAACCAUUGCUUGCUUCCGCUGCUGAUGGCAAUCCUGUUUGUUGAUUGAAUCUAUUGUGUAAAUAAACUGAGCUUUUGACAAAUUAUUUGUUAACAUGUUUAAUUUUUAUUUAUUUAUUAAAUUU